Messenger RNA from Thelazia callipaeda (thelaziosis nematode), 915 nucleotides. Lineage: Eukaryota; Metazoa; Nematoda; Chromadorea; Rhabditida; Thelaziidae. The record is from the annotation of a GenBank genome assembly.
AUGUUUGCUGCCAAGUUGUCUCAAAUUCCGGUUGGAUUCACUGCACUUGGACAGCUUCGUGGAUUUGCAACGCUUAAGGAUAUUUCAAUUCGUCUGAAAUCUGUGCGAAAUAUACAGAAAAUUACAAAAAGCAUGAAGAUGGUAUCAGCUGCCAAGUACAACAAGGCAGAACGUGAAUUACGGGGUGCCCGGGUUUAUGGUAUGGGCGCCUUAAAAUUCUACGAUAAUAUUGGUGUUUCGGAAAUAAAUGGCGAGUGUGAGACAACGACUGUUGCUUCAAAAUAUAAAGAAAAACGCUUAUUAGUGCUAAUUACAUCUGAUCGAGGAUUAUGUGGGGCUGUUCACUCAUCUAUUGCAAAGGAAGCAAGGCGGCUUUUGGCAGAAAAAAAUUUGGAAGCAGAGUACAAACUUGUUCUUGUUGGCGACAAAGCCAAAGCAGCUAUGCAGCAACUUUAUGCUAGACAUGUAUUAUUUUCAUGCAAUGAAAUUGGCCGUUUACCACCGACUUUUGAAGAUGCUUCAAUUAUAGCUGCUAAAAUCCUUUCAUCAGAUUUCAAAUUUGAUAAGGGAUUCAUUCUGUACAAUAAAUUCAGAAGUAUCGUUUCGUACAAAACAUCUGUAAUACCAAUGUUUACUCUAGAUGCAAUUAUGAAAAAAUCAGCCAUAUCAUUGUAUGAUUCAGUCGAUGAUGCUGUCCUGUUAGAUUAUGCUAACUAUUCAUUAGCCCAGUUGCUGUACUAUGCUUUAAAAGAAUCUGCAGCAUCAGAGCAAAGUUCUCGUAUGACUGCCAUGGAUUCAGCUAGCAAGAAUGCUGGAGAAAUGAUUGAUAAGCUUACGAUGUCACUCAAUCGAACACGACAGUCGGUCAUUACUCGGGAAUUGAUCGAAAUUAUCUCUGGGGCUGCAUGUGUUUAA